AUGGUGAAUGCCGUUAUCACUGCCAGGCUGGACUAUGGGAACUGCCUUCUAUAUGGAGUGUCAAAGGCCUUACUAGACCGGAUUCAAAAAGUCCAGAACACGGCAGCUCGUUUAGUUACAAGAUCAUCGAAACGGGAGCAUAUUACACCAAUCCUAGCUGAUCUUCAUUGGCUACCUGUUUCUUUUCGUCCACAAUAUAAAAUCUUGACAUAUGUCUACCAAUCCUUACACGGGUUGGCUCCAUCGUAUAUCAAAGAUCUUAUAAUGGAAUACAAGCCUACCAGAUCACUGCGAUCUGAGUCAACAUCACGGUUAGUUGUUCCUAAGAUCAGGACGAAGACAUAUGGUGAACGUCGACUUGGUUGGGCAGCAGCAUUUUUGUGGAACGACCUUCCUAAUGAUAUAAAGCAGAAAAGGAUAUUUAUUUCUGAAAGUUUUUUGCAGGUGUAUCUUGGAUUCAUCAUUCUCUUUGUUCUUUUGUCUUUGGCCUCGUUAUCUUUAAGCACGUUACCGAUCUUCCAGAGAAAACUGACGAUUUGCGAAGCACGCGAUUUAUUACUUUACAACCAUAAAUAUGAAGACGAUAUUGAGAAUUUUUUCGCUAAAGUAAAGUGCGACAGCAGUGCAGAAGACGUUUUGAGAUCUAUUUAUUUGAAGUACGGAAACUAUACAGAUGAUGAAACGUUUCAAGAAGAUAUAAAAGAAAAGGAAGCCAGUGGAAUGGGCAAGGAGUAUAUAAAUGAAAUGAAAUUAAAAUGGAAACUUAAGAAAAUAAGCCUACCAAACAAAAGCGCUCGUCUGAAGGUGUUCGACUUGAUAGACCUUAUUGUCUUGGUUGUUUUCGCUGUUGAUCUGAUCCUAAGACUGGUAACUUGUCCAAGCAUUGCUUCGUAUUAUAAGUCAGCGCUGAACGUUAUUGAUACUGUUGUCUUGAUUUGUGGAAUUCUGGGAUAUGUUCUGGAAAAAGUUUUAAUAAACUUUACCUAUGACAGGGGAGAUCUUGAUAUAUUGGUUUAUCUCCAGCAACUUCGCGUGUUCCGUUUGAUUCGAGUUGUACAGAAUGUUGCCGCCAUCAAAGUACUCGCUUUCUGUUUCAAAACCAAUAUUAAGGAAAUACUGAUUCUCAUGUUAUUUUUGUUUGUCGGUGUAAACAUUUUUGCCAAUAUGCUUUUCUUUGUCGAACCAAAAAACAUAUCCAGCAUUCCACAGGCGUGGUGGUGGGGAAUAAUCACCAUGACAACUGUCGGUUAUGGUGACUUGUAUCCGGUCACAUUUUCCGGGCGCAUUAUUGGGAGUUUGUGCGCAGUCAGUGGAGUUAUUGUUCUUGCUUUAAUUAUUCCAAUUUUCGUGAACAAUUUUCUGGCUUUGUAUGAACUUGCGUGCUUGUUGCAGAAAGAAAAGGACAGAAAACCAAAAACAAAAACUUUAAAAAUUAAGGUGGAACCCUCGAAAUUUUAGCAACGACCUUUUAGAAAUGAUUAAGUAUCGCAUAAAAAUGCAUAUUGAAAAAUUGUAUUGCACAUGCUAUACAUUGUACACUUUUGUAGAUAUUUGACCUUUCUUUAUUAAUUGUUAUUAUAUUGAUUGAAUUCUUUUAAUGAAUUUUCCCCGAAUUUUUCAGUACAAAAAUAUCCAGUACAUUAAGCAGCGAUAUACAUGUAUAUACCGGUAUAUAGUUCGCAUCUUGGAAAAUUUUAUUGCAAUUACCAUGUAAACUUAGUAUAUUUUUUUUCUGGAAUGCUUUCUAGCUACCGGGGUAUUUAUUUUUUCAUUUUGUUUGUUUUGAAAUAAAUAUCUCUUUAAACAAGUUAUUACCA
Molecule: messenger RNA, 1817 nt
Organism: Saccostrea cuccullata (small rock oyster)
Lineage: Eukaryota; Metazoa; Mollusca; Bivalvia; Ostreida; Ostreidae
Exons: 2
Coding region: 1-1458 (485 amino acids)
Biological process (GO): potassium ion transmembrane transport
Cellular component (GO): voltage-gated potassium channel complex; membrane
Molecular function (GO): voltage-gated potassium channel activity
Source: RefSeq, a predicted model, not a curated record